Messenger RNA from Phytophthora sojae, 690 nucleotides. RefSeq lists its product as hypothetical. The transcript has a single exon. The annotation marks the transcript as partial. The record is from RefSeq and is a predicted model, not a curated record. Lineage: Eukaryota; Oomycota; Peronosporomycetes; Peronosporales; Peronosporaceae.
AUGGCGGGGUCUCUCCUGAACUCAGCGCUGGCGUUUGCCUUGCUACUGGUCGCUACAGUUCAAGCCAAUGCCGUUCAAAAGACCGCGGACUGGCCGUCGCUACGCUUCCACUUCACGCUCAAGCGCGAUACCAUGAAAAUCCACGGCCAGUCGCAGUUCGACAUCUACGGCAACCCCAUAGUAUCAGCGAAGACGAACACUGUGCUCUACGACGCGUUCGCCACGUUCACGGAGCAUACGACGCUGUACAACUACACUCUACUCCACGGAGUGGCCUACUCUUCGAGUACCCCGUACACGGGUAGUCCGGAGGACGACAGCAAGGCGAAACCUACGGUUGCGUGUCUGGAUAAGGAGACGGCUAAACUUCCGUCCAUCAACGCCAUCGUGGCUGCUAUCGGCGAUGCCACCGCUGUGAACAAGGCGAGUGGCAGUAACUUCGACUGCUCCAGUGGCAGUUUGUUCAAGGUUACGGUAAAUCGCGUUGAAUUCGCGCUGUGUGCGUCGGGUUCGACUGGGUUUAAGCUGCAGGGCACGGAUAUGGACAUCUCGGUGGAGUUUUUGGAGAGUCAUAUCGAUAUAUAUGUCCCUAAACUGGCUGAGAAGAAGAGAUUGCAGUGCACGUCCGUCGCAUCGCCAAGUCCAAUUACCCCUGUUGGGAAGGCGCUGCUUACUGGACAACCGGUGCCU